Messenger RNA from Alternaria postmessia, 3834 nucleotides. RefSeq lists its product as uncharacterized. NCBI's taxonomy places the organism in Eukaryota, Fungi, Ascomycota, Dothideomycetes, Pleosporales, Pleosporaceae. The record is from RefSeq and is a predicted model, not a curated record. The transcript is spliced from 2 exons. Bases 1 to 3834 code for a protein of 1277 amino acids.
AUGCAAGCAGUUGAUACGCAAACACAGCCCUACCAGGACCCUCGGCGUCAGCCGCGCCACCCUCACGAUGUGCAGGCUACCGGUUAUCAACUUGCGCCUUCUACCGGCAAUUUCCUAAUGCCAGAUGCGCAAGGCACAUUUACGUACUCUGCAGAACCGGCAUCCAUGGUUUACGAUGGGUCCAUGGUAUCGCAUCCCUCGUCCAGCACCCCUGGGCAAGACUCCAUCUUCACUCCAAACGUUGGAUCCUCUCUCGACUCUUCCUUAAAUCCGGAUAUGUCAUAUCCCCCACCGAAUGUCUACAGCCAAUCUCAAAACUACGGUUUCUCUCCAGGAUCCUACUACGGAAACGGCCAGAAUAUCUCACCCUCGCAUUCGAUCGAUCACAUCAGUCCAGAAGCUGGCUAUAUGAGCGAUCCAAAUUAUCACGAUCCAAGCACCUACGCUACCCCGAACUUUAACGGACACGUUCUUGACGAAUUCUCCGGCCUAACGUUUGCUGAGAACGGUUCAACCAGCAAUUUUCCGGCGUUCCAGGAGCAUGUCGACAUGUCAGCCCUGACCUCAGGGUCUCUCAAUACAUACAACGCCCAGCCGAGCGUUCCCCUCAGUAAUACUUCACUAAACCCACACCAUCAAUUGCUGUCCCCAAGUGCGACAAACAAUUCUAGUCCAGCACUUGGUGAUGAGAGCUCAGCGUUCCCCUCCAUGCAGUACAAUGGGAAUAUGUCGACGCCACCAAAUCACGGCACUCAUCUACCUCAAGCAACUCCAAUCAAGCAAACACAUAGCCCAGCCCUGACAAACAGUUCCGGAGAUCUAUCAAUGGCAAACCCUCGGCCUCUCACACGACAUCUGACGAGCCCCAUUGUGCGUGUAGAGAAUUACAGUAGAGAAGACUCACCUUCACGUUCCGACAACAGCAUGCCUGCCAGCAGGCAGAGCUUUAGCAGCCGCCGUUCUGGCAACCACUUAUCACCUUACGCCCAUAACGAAACCUCUGAUGAGGAAGGGGACUCGCAGGAGCACGUACACGUGCGACCAGUCGUCCGCGGACCUGAACGCAAUGAUGACGGUUCAUGGUUGCUAACAGGGGAUUCUGGGCAGAGCGGCAUUAAUCCCGACGAUCGACGUCGGAUGGGCGACGCGUGGAUUCCCAGCAUAGAGGAGAUUGCAGAACAACGAUCGAAGAACGAGAAGAAGCUGGAAGUACAAGAGUGGCUCACAAAGAGUGAAGUUGGCAGCGAAGCAGGCGAUGUGGGACCAUCAAACAAUCUGCUCAAGCCAAUCACGGGUAGACGUCGAGCAAAGAGUCACAACGACGUUCAACGGCGGGCCCUCCCAAAUAGCUUCGGACUGGGUGUUCGUACCGACUUCGAUCGUAUAGACGACUCGGGUAUACCUGGGCCUGGCGUGUAUAUUGACGAACGAAGCGAUUACGGCGACUACGACUACGAUGACGAUGAAUCGGCAGAACCCGAAUCUCCACCCGCUGCGAUCGACGUCAAUGCGAGCCACGUCGAGAAUUCGUACUUUCCCCUCACGCAAGAAUCUAUAUCAAAGGAUGGUGCUGUUAUAAAACCAUGGGUAGAUGGACCCUCGCAACCCCAUCCUCCAAACACUUCGGCUCGAUACCAGCCGCCCACAUCGAAUGCUGCAAUGAUGCGCUUCUUGGUGCGAUCGAAGGACGUCGAACAAGCUUCACUUGCAGCUACGGUUGGUUCACGGCGUCUCAGCGAAUCUGACAUUGGUAGUAUCCGUGCAGCUCCAGGUGUCAUCAAGGUCAUUGAACCUGAGCCGAGGAAGAGCAAAGAGCGACAACGUCGCCCCAGUUUCUUAGAGAAUAUCCUGCCCAAGCGUACACCAAGCAAUCUGCUACUUAAACGUAAAGGUAGCAUACCUGUACAACAGUCCGACACGGCCUCGGACAAGUCCAAAGAACCGAUCAUCGAGAAGCCAAAGCGCAUAGGUAGCUGGGGUCGUCCGAAGUCGCCUCGAGUUGAUACGAACCUGAGCAAUCACAGCAAAGAAGCAGAGCCGCGUAGUUCUAUGGGUUUAUCUGCGGCUGCUGGACCAUGGUACAAAGGUCCCAGGAACGUUAUCAAACGCAGCCGGAGUAGGAGUGAUAUCGGUCGGUCGCCAGGACUGGCUGAGCUGAUGACACAGCAUGGAGGCCCACCUAUGCCCAUGCUAGCCUCACCGCUUGCAGAUACAGAGGCGACGAAGCCAUCUGCACAGCCAAGCCCAGCGGGAGAUGACGACGACGACGAUCAAGACCCCGUCAGUAUGGAUCUCACGGUCCGCAUGGAUCCUAUUAUUCCGACGUACGACGGCUUCAGGGCUCAUGCUAGACAACUCAACCCUCGUCUAGCUGACUUUAUGGUUGAGCGCAUCACCCAAGAACAGAUGCGCAGAUACAAAAGGCUAUUAGAAUUCAAGGUCAAGCAUCUCAACGCCGUGCAGCACAAGAACUGUGCGUCAAGAGGGUUUUGCACCGAUCUUGGUGGCGAAGCAAAGCAGCUUCCUCCGAAAGCAGGGGCUAAGGAUGCCGAUACCCCCUUCAUCGGUUUUCAGGUUACCUUGCCUGGUUCUUCUGACGAUGAUGGUGAGCCUCCUAUGGAAGGAAAUGUCGCUCCUGCUGCAUUCCCUUCUGGUGUACCACUUCCUCCUGUCAAACGUUUACCAGCUGAGUUCGAAUGCCCCCUGUGCUUCAAGGUCAAGAAGUUCUACAAGCCAUCCGACUGGACCAAGCAUGUACAUGAAGACGUGCAACCUUUUACAUGCACCUUUCCCAAUUGCGGUGAACCCAAGUCAUUCAAGCGUAAGGCAGACUGGGUUCGACACGAGAACGAGCGACAUCGCCAGCUAGAGAAUUGGACAUGCCAGAUCGCUGAUUGCAACCACACAUGCUACCGCAAGGACAACUUUGUGCAACAUCUUGUUCGUGAGCAUAAGAUAGCUGAGCCACGACAACGUACCCGAGCCGCUAACAAAGAUACACCAACUACUGGCGAUCAAGAUGAUAUCUGGGCCAUUGUUGAACGAUGUCGUCGUGACACCACUAAACAGCCGAAGGAUGAGCCUUGUCGGUUCUGUGGUAACAUCUGCAACAGCUGGAAGAAACUGACCGUUCACUUGGCAAAACACAUGGAGCAGAUCAGCAUGCCCAUUCUCACCCUUGUGGAUCAGAAGCAGCUCAAUGCAGACAGCAUCAUCAGCCCAGUGGUUGAGUUGCCCGAGAGCCGCAAGUUAUCCAUCACUCCAAGCCGCUCGCCAGUGGACAACCCAUCGAGGUACAACCCUAAUGCAACGUAUGCGCCUGGUAUCGACCCCCAGAGUCUCUACCCUCAAGAAUCGAAAUCUCAAACAGGAUCCACGGGAAUGCAAACGUACCCGCCACCACAAAUGGCACCACCAUCGACUCAAACUAGCAGUUAUGCUAACUAUGCGGCAAGCAAUGCUGCGUACCACACAAAUCAGACCUAUCCAGGCCUACAGGUUCCUCGGAAGCCACUCAAUGGCUAUGCGAACGGACUCCAAAUUCCAAAUCAGCCAUAUCAUAAUGGAAACAUGCAAAGCGGAGUACAGCAAUAUGGCAUGAAUCCUGUUAGUACCGUCCAACAACAGCAGUCGAUGUACACAGACUCUCCGGUCGACACCACGAUUACACCUUUUCCUUCCUACUACACACAAGAGCCACAGGGCUUGACGACUGAGAUGUCUAACAUGGGGUUUGACACCAACAACACCAUGCAUUAUCAGCAGGGCAGCACCUACCCCGCCAUGUCGUACUUGACCGCGCAACACAAUUAUCAAUACCAGCAUCAGCAGUAG